Molecule: messenger RNA, 426 nt
Organism: Pyricularia grisea
Lineage: Eukaryota; Fungi; Ascomycota; Sordariomycetes; Magnaporthales; Pyriculariaceae
Exons: 3
Coding region: 1-426 (141 amino acids)
Source: RefSeq, a predicted model, not a curated record
AUGGCGUCGACGUUGGCCACGGCCCGUCCGUCCUCGAUCAUGACCAGCACCGUCGACCCCGACGCGUUGCCCUCGGCGAUGACGGUCGCCUGCGGCACCGCCUCGAGGUUGAAGAUGGGCAGCUGGCCCGUCAUGGACCGCACGCCCUGCGGGGGAGACAUGGGGAAAGAUGACGCCCAUGGCGCCGCCGUCCAGCACCCUCUGCACGAAGCCGUUGCCGCACUGGUGCGGGACGCGGACGAAUGGGGUCAGGCCGGCGUUGAGGCUGGCGUGACUGAGGAUGCUGGCGUCGGAGAUGCUGAGGUUGGAGUGCUCAAGGUCGAUGAAGAGGCUGUCGUAGCCGGCGUUCUUGACGACCGUGGCUAUGGUCGGGUGGGCCAUGGCUUUGACGCCAAAGGCCUGUUUGGGGGUUCUGUUUUCUGCUAG